This is a messenger RNA of Dichotomopilus funicola, 2412 nucleotides long. RefSeq names its product sulfate transporter family-domain-containing protein. Gene Ontology annotation, cellular component: plasma membrane. Bases 1 to 2412 code for a protein of 803 amino acids. NCBI's taxonomy places the organism in Eukaryota, Fungi, Ascomycota, Sordariomycetes, Sordariales, Chaetomiaceae. Gene Ontology annotation, biological process: transmembrane transport. The record is from RefSeq and is a predicted model, not a curated record. Gene Ontology annotation, molecular function: sulfate transmembrane transporter activity. The transcript is spliced from 5 exons.
AUGGCUGCGAGUACUGAGACCACCGACAGGGUCAAGAGAUUCUUCGGGAUCGAGCCUGACCAGACCGUAGACGACUCGGUCUUUGCUGGCGACGGUUCCUACGUCGAAGAAGAACCCACCGUGAAGGAAGCGCUGCUAUGGCUUAUCCCUACAGGGCCGGGUAUCGUUCGGUACCUUCAUGAGCUGUUCCCUUUUCUUGGGUGGAUCUUCCACUACAACCUAACAUGGCUCUUGGGUGAUUUUAUUGCUGGCCUCACCGUUGGCUUCGUUGUCGUGCCGCAGGGCAUGGCCUACGCCCAGCUUGCCAAGCUUAGUCCGGAAUUCGGCCUGUACACCUCCUUCGUUGGAUUCCUUUUCUAUUGGGCUUUUGCAACAUCCAAGGAUAUCACUAUUGGUGCUGUCGCUGUCAUGUCCACCAUUGUUGGGAACAUCAUCAGCAAUGUCCGAUCUACCCAUCCGGACCUUGCUCCCGAGACCAUUGCGCGCAGUCUGGCCCUCAUCUCCGGCAUUGUGCUCGUUUUCCUCGGCCUGAUCCGCGCUGGAUUCAUUGUGGAGUUUAUCCCUCUGGUAGCGAUCGGUUCGUUCAUGACCGGCUCGGCCCUCAGCAUUGCCUCCGGGCAGGUCCCCGGCCUCCUAGGUCUCUCCGGGGUCGUCACGCGCGAUUCAACCUACCUGGUCAUUAUCAACACGCUCAAGGCCCUUCCGACCGCGAAGCUCGAUGCCGCUAUGGGUCUGACAGCCUUGUUUGCGCUGUACUUCAUUCGCUGGUUCUGCAAUUUCAUGGCCAGGAAGAACCCGAGACGCCAAAAGAUGUGGUUCUUCAUCUCCACGCUUCGCAUGGCCUUCAUCGUUAUCAUCUACAUUCUGGUCAGCUGGCUUGUCAAUCGCCACGUUUCGGACUACAAGAUGGCCAAGUUCAAGAUUCUGGGUCCUGUCCCGAGUGGUUUCCAACACGUUGGUGCUCCACAGCUGGACAUUGAGGUGCUGCAGGUCCUCGGCCCGGAUAUCCCCACUACGAUCCUGGUCCUAUUGAUCGAGCACAUCGCCAUCUCCAAGUCUUUUGGUCGCGUCAACAACUAUAUCAUCAACCCCUCGCAAGAGCUGGUUGCCAUUGGCUUCAGCAACAUCUUUGGGCCGUUCCUUGGCGGGUACCCGGCUACCGGCUCCUUUUCGCGAACGGCCAUUAAGUCCAAGGCCGGUGUGCGGACACCCCUCGCCGGUAUCUUCACUGCGAUUGUUGUUCUCCUGGCUCUGUACGCCUUGACCUCGGUCUUCUUUUACAUCCCCUCCGCGUCCCUUUGCGCCAUCAUCAUCCACGCCGUCGGUGAUCUCAUCUCCCCGCCUCGCGAGGUGUACCAGUACUGGAGAACCUCACCCCUUGAGUUUGUCAUCUUCUUCGCCGGUGUUUUCGUAUCCGUGUUCACUAGCAUCGAGAACGGCAUCUACGUAACCAUCGGUCUGUCGGGCGGUCUGCUCCUCUUCCGCGUCGCCAAGAGCCCCGGCCGCUUCCUCGGCCGCGUCAGCAUCACCUCGGCCACCCGCGACAACCUUCGAGGCCACUCUUACGUGCCCCUGGACACUCUCGGUGGCAAGUCUCACGACGCCUUCCUCGAUAUCCGCCGCAACGACCUGUCCAACCCCGAGAUUUCCCUCUUGUCUCCUUACCCAGGUGUUUUCAUCUACCGCUUUGGUGAAGGCCUCAACUACAUCAAUUCGGCUCGUCACAUCGACACCCUCACGAUCUUCAUUUUCAAGCACACGCGCCGCACCCAACUGAACAAGUUCAACAAGAUCGGUGACCGCCCCUGGAACGACCCCGGCCCGCGCCGCGGCCAAACCUACGACUCCGAAGAAAUCGCCUCGCGCCCGACCCUCCGCGCCGUGAUCCUCGACUUCACCGCCGUCAAUGCCCUCGACGUGACCGCCGCCCAGGCCCUGAUCGACCUGCGCAACCAAUUCAACCGUUACACCGACCCGGACAUCGUCGAAUGGCACUUCGCCGGCGUCAGCAACCGCUGGACGCGUCGCGCGCUCGUCGCCUCGGGUUUCGGCGCUGACCGCAAAGAAGUCAUCAUCUCCAGCCCCAGCAACACCGACGCGGAGAAGGGCGGGCUCUCGAGCGCCGCCGAGUCGGAGCCGCUUUUGGGCGCUGCCGAGGCGUCGGUCCCGACUGCUGCCAGCAGCACCAGUGAUUCGAAGGGCAACACGGUGCAGACCAAGACGAAGGAUGUGGACAUCGAAACGGUUGGGGGAGAGUUCUCACCGGUGCGGUCUACCGCGACGGGCGGGAAGAGGCUGGUGCCGGUGUACGGUGUCAACCGGCCUUAUUUCCAUGUCGAUGUCGAGACGGCGGUCACGAGCGUGGUGCGGCAUUUGGAAGGGCGGGGGGCCGACUCCAGCGGGAGGGAAUAA